Parascedosporium putredinis is the source of this 711-nucleotide messenger RNA. The record is from the annotation of a GenBank genome assembly. NCBI's taxonomy places the organism in Eukaryota, Fungi, Ascomycota, Sordariomycetes, Microascales, Microascaceae.
AUGUCGUCCUCCGUCAUCAGCGUCGAGUACAAGGGUCGCGUCGCCGUCAUCACCAUUGACAAUGGCAAGAAGCUCGGCGCCCUCAACCAGGACCAGUACUACGAGCUCGCCACCAAGAUGAACGAGGUCGCCACUCACGACGAGGUCUACAUUACCGUCCUCAUUGGCAAGGGCCGCUUCUUUUCCGCCGGCGCCGACGUCACCACCGCCCUCGCCGGCCCGGAUCCCGCCUCCACCGCCCCCAGCACCCCACCCCAAGGUCCUCGUCGCCGCCCUCAACGGCCCCGCCAUCGGCCUCUCCGCCGCCAUCGUCUCCAUCGCCGACUUCAUCUACGGCACCCCGACACCUUCCUCCUCACCCCCUUCGCCUCUCUCGGACUCGUUGCCGAGGGCGCCGCCUCCCGCGCCCUCACCAAGCGUCUCGGCCCCGCCAAGGCCAACGAGGCUCUUCUCAUGAGCAAAAAGAUCCCCGCCAACGCCCUCCUGCAGUGCGGCUACCUCAACGAGAUCUUCGACGUCGGCUCCGGCUCCGGCGCCGAUGUCCGGUUCAAGGAGAGGGUCCUCAAGGAGGUCGACGACCGCCUCGGCGAGCACCUGGUUGGCGACAGUCUCAUCGGCAUCAAGAAGUGCUGCGCGGGCCCGAGAUCAAGGAGGAAUCCCCAGGAGGAGUUUAGGAAGAUUGCCCGCGGCGAGAAGAGGCACAAGCUGUAA